GCCCUUAAGGUUACUGUUAAACAGUCUUUCGAAAGCUUGAAGUUAUUUGAAGACGUUCUUGGGAUUCAAACUCACAAUCCCAAAAUCCUUAAUCUCCCCCUUCUAAACGCAUUCCAGGAAGUGGUAUCGAACUUAGGACAAAAUGGAGUGAUGGUGAUACUAGAUAACCACUUGACAACCCCAGGCUGGUGCUGUGGCGAGAAUGACCUCGACGCCUUCUUCGGCUACCCUAACUUUGAUCCCAAAGUCUGGGCCAAUGGCUUGAGCAAGAUGGCUACUCUGUUCAAAAGUGCCACUAAUGUCGUUGGUGUGAGCCUGAGGAACGAGCCACGUGGCGCUAGAGAUUACCCUGACCUCUGGUUCAGGCAUAUGCCAGAAGGAGCAGAAGCAGUGCACGCCGCAAACCCUAAAUUACUAGUCAUCCUCUCGGGCAUCGACUUUGACACAAACCUCUCAUUCCUCCGUGACCGUUUCUUCAACGUAAGCUUCACCGACAAACUCGUAUUCGAACUCCACUGGUACAGCUUCUCUGACGGCAGAGACUCGUGGAGAAAACACAACUCUAACGAUUUCUGCGCCAAAAUCAUCACAAAGGUUACACGCAACGGAGGAUUCUUAGUUGGGAGAGGCUUUCCUUUGAUGUUGACUGAGUUUGGGACUGAGGAGAGUGGCCGUGACAUCAGCGGAAACCGGUAUAUGAAUUGUUUGGUGGCUUGGGCGGCUCAGAAUGAUUUGGAUUGGGCGGUUUGGGCGUUAACCGGAGAUUAUUACUUGAGAACCGGUAAAACGGAUAUGGUUGAGACUUUUGGUAUCUUGGAUGCGAAUUGGAAAGACGUGAGAAACGCUACUUACUUGCAGCAACUAUCUGGAAUCCAAUAUCCCUUUAAAGGACCUGGAUUGCAAUCAAAGAACGCUAUCUUCCAUCCAUUGUCUGGACUCUGCGUCACCCAUAAUCCCUCAGACAAAUUACCAACACUGCGAUUAGGACCAUGCCCUAAAGCCGACACAUCGACCUUCAAC
This is a messenger RNA of Camelina sativa (false flax), 1020 nucleotides long. Lineage: Eukaryota; Viridiplantae; Streptophyta; Magnoliopsida; Brassicales; Brassicaceae. The record is from RefSeq and is a predicted model, not a curated record.